This is a messenger RNA of Trichobilharzia regenti, 2697 nucleotides long. Lineage: Eukaryota; Metazoa; Platyhelminthes; Trematoda; Strigeidida; Schistosomatidae. The record is from the annotation of a GenBank genome assembly.
AUGCUACAUGAGAGUAUAUUUUCACCAGCAGAAUGUAUCUCUGUACUAGCUGCUAUCAGUGAUACAAGUAAACAACUUGAAGUGUUAUACAAUUCAUGUUUAAAUAAAACAAUUUAUUUUUCUAAAAACCUUUCAUCUAAUCUACAUGAGCUUAAUAAUCUAACCAAUAAAAAUGUCUACAGUCUUCAAGAAGAACAAGAAGAAGAAAAAAGUAAACGAAGUUUUUUACAAGUAACUGAAAAGUUAAUGAAUUUGUUUAAAUCACUUACUGAUGAAUUGAAUGAUUAUGGGACUAUAAAUUGUUUAGAAAAAUACUGUAUUCAACAACAAGAUGAAUUAGAUAAAUUAGAAAAUUUUGUUAACUCUGCUGAAGAAAAUGAAAGAUAUUUAAAUGAAUUACAAAAUGAUUUACAAAAAUUAGAAGUUUGUAUGUGUAAUAAUACAGUAGAGUUUACAACAACCUUGACUUCAUUAAAACAUGAACUACAAGAAUUGGAGGAAAUUUCAAAUAUGAUUGAACAAUACAAAAAACAUGAUUAUGAUAUGAGAUUACAAAAAGAAUUAGGCAUUCAAUCAGAUGAAAUUAAACAGUUAACUGAUGAAUUAGACAAGGUUAAAUUGCAAACACAACAGCAGGCUAGAAUAUCAGAAGAAAUUAAUUCCUGGUUAUAUUGUAAUAUUGCAAGAUUGGAAAAUGUUGCCGGUUAUGCAGCGAUCACUUAUCAAUCAGAAUAUAUGAAUGAAAAAAUUAAUAAUAUUGUUAAUGAAUUAGAGCAGAAUAAAGCUAUGCAUGCUGAAUUGGAAAGACAACAAUUAGAAUAUGAACAAAUAAUUACAGCUGAUAAACGUGAAAAAGACGCAAAACGUAUUCGUGAUGAAUAUGCGCAGAAAUUUCUUAUGUCAGUUUUACAAAUACAAGCAUGGUGGCGUACUAUGAUUGAAAUUCGUGGAAUAAGGUUACGGAAACGAAUAAACCACGUUUCUGGAAUCGUUCAUCAUACUACGGAUGUAACUUCAUUAGUUGAAAAUGCAACCAGGUCAUCAAACCAUGCAUGGGCUUUCCCGGUGAUUAUUACUAUUGUAUCCGCCCUCGGUGGCUUUCUUUUUGGUUAUGAUACUGGUGUCAUAUCCGGUGCCAUGAUUCAACUGAGAGAAUAUUUCAAUCUAUCGUAUAUGUACCAAGAAAUAAUUGUCAGUAUAUCAUUAUUUGCUGCUGCGAUAGCAUGUCCAGUUAGUGCUUUUCUCAGCGAUCGUAUUGGUCGCAAAGCUGUUAUAUUAAUAGCAAGUGUCGUAUUUACUGUUGGAGCAGUGGUGAUGGGAGCCUCGUAUAGUAAGAUUUGCUUACUAGUUGGUCGUUUGAUAGUUGGACUAGGAAUUGGAAUGGCUUCAAUGUCAGUCCCUGUAUAUAUUGCAGAAAUAGCGCCUAAUCGUAUGCGCGGAGCAUUGGUCACGCUAAACACAGUGUUUAUAACAGCUGGACAAGUAAUCGCGGCAAUUGUUGAUGCUAUCUUUAUUUCGGAUGAAGUCAAUGGGUGGAGGUAUAUGUUAGGGAUUGGAGGUGUUCCGUCAUUUAUUCAACUAUUCGCAUUUAUUUAUAUGCCUGAGAGUCCUCGUUGGCUGGUUCAGCGCGGUCAAAUUUCAAAAGCUCGUGCUACUCUCCAGCGCCUCUAUGGAGCAUCUGCUGCGACACCACAAAUAGAAAGUGAAAUUCAAAGAAUGAUCGAAGCUUCAUCCAAGGUUCAAGUCUGUGAAACCCCUGAAAAAUCUUCUGAUAUUGCUCCUAAUGUCUGUAUGGAGAGUUUUAGUGGGGGUAAUUCAUCUGUCGGUGAAAAUGCACUAUCACAAAAUAUACUGAACGAACCUGAUGACCAUAUAAUAAAAGGGACAGAGCCAAAUAGAUUCUGGUCACAGUUAACGCUAGUUCGUAUGUUGCGUUUCAAACCAACUAGACGUGCUUUGUUUAUUGGAUGCAGUCUACAAAUGUUCCAGCAAUUCGUUGGAAUCAAUACUGUAAUGUACUAUAGUGCUGAAAUCUUGUCUAUGGCUGGUAUCGGUGGUAUUGGCAGUAGUAAGAAGGAAGGAAACGUGAAAAUUGCCUGGCUAACUGCUCUAGUUGCAUUUACUAACUUUCUGUUUAGUUUGGGAGCUCCAUGGAUUGUUGGUCGUUUUAAAAGACGUCUUGUAUUUUAUUGUAGUUUAACAGGUGUGUUUGUAAGCCUGGUUAUUUUGGCUGUUAGUUUCCAGUUGAUUGCAUCGUAUUCUGCACAGGUAUCGGUUAUCGAAGCAAUUCCCUUGGAAACCACCUAUGCUUCGUGUCUAAAUGCAAAAACAUGUGAUAUGUGUAUUCAACAGAAAAGCUGUGGAUUUUGUUAUGAAACGUAUUUAUCCGGUCAGACAAAAGUUCCAGUGAAUGGUUCUUGUCUUCCGUCACCUAAAGAAUUUUCCCCAUUUUCUACUUAUGGCCGAUGUUCUGAGAAGUCUAUUGAAAAAGAACAUGUUAAUUGGGCAUUCGAUCACUGCCCUAAUCCAUAUGGUUGGAUGACACUCUUCGGUCUAAUACUUUCUAUCACUCGACAAGGUGCUUACUUCUUGUAUGCCGGUGUCUCUGUGCUGGCAAUUAUAUUUGUCUGGAGAUUUGUACCGGAACAUGGUAAUAAGUCUCUUGAAGAAAUUGAAAUCACCUUGGGACGCUCUUAG